Messenger RNA from Diprion similis, 1404 nucleotides. RefSeq lists its product as uncharacterized. NCBI's taxonomy places the organism in Eukaryota, Metazoa, Arthropoda, Insecta, Hymenoptera, Diprionidae. The coding region runs from base 404 to 1249 and encodes 281 amino acids. The transcript has 2 exons. The record is from RefSeq and is a predicted model, not a curated record.
CAAAAAACCCGUGGCGGAGGUUGCCAAAUUUAUUCACCGUAAAACCCACGCUACUCGAACAAAUCACGACUCGAUAUCCAACUUUGCGUUUCGUUCACCGCGUUGAAAAAGACCGCUGCAUGUGGCAUGGACUAUCCUGUUUCCUUUACGGAAUAAAACUGGUCCACCGAGAGCCGGGAUUGUGUGCGUAUACUUUUUACCGUGUGUGAGUAUAACUAAUCGUAAGUUCACACGCAAUCCGCACUCUCACAUUUAUCAUGUCGGGAUAUACCGACAUAUAUACACACAGCUGCAGCCGCGUUACGCCUCAAAUAUAUCGAUCAAUUUAUCACAAGUAAAGCAACUUGUUGAAACGAGUUUUGUAGCUGGUGCCACACCGUCGUGGCAGCAGUCGAAGUGCAGCAUGAUCACGUUCGCGUUAAAAGUCGUGACGCUUCUGCUGACAACCCUAAUCGUGGACGGAGGAUCUCUGACAAAGCAAGAAAGUCUCGAGGUGAAGCCAUCCAACAAUAUAAAACGCUCGCCAUUAGAGUUGGGGUUAGUUUCAUUCGAGCUGGACCGAAGUCACGGCAGACAUUUCAGAGUGAUCCAGGAAAGCAUUCCGGUUACGUCGAAAUCCCGUACAAUAUCAACAACCUCGACAGUUUCUAGCAAGAAACAUCCCGCCGGAGAUCACGUCCUCGUUCCCGUGGAUCUGGCUGACAAUGGACCGCAUCGCGUGAUCUUCCCGGUCGUUGACAAGAUCCAUCGUAUCGAUCCAAGGGUCAUCGUUGAACACAAAGAACUCCUGGUCGAUCACGCAGCCAAAAUUGUUCUCGAUCAGAAGCACCUGGUCCUCGAUAGAUCCCCGGAGAACACCGUCGUCCUCGCGUCGAGACCCCUCAUCCUGAGUCCUUCGGGACACCAGAACCUCAUCGUCGAAGAUCCUAACUCCCAUACGGUGUUCUUCGCCCACAAGCCAGUCCUGGUGGGCCGAAACGAGCACGGAACUAACGUCCUCAUUCACUCGCGACAGAAAACGUUAGUCCACAAGAACCUUGGCCUCGGAGGCAGCAGAGCCAUCUUGCUCACCCCGAAGAACCAAAUCCACGAGAUAAUCGUUCACAGACACGUCUCGAAGCCGGUUCCAGACCAUGAAGACGACGACCAUAACACGAAUGUCUUUAGGAGUCACUAUGGUGGCUUUGGUGUUGGACUAAAUUACGGUGGACACGGAGCAGGUCACGGCUUCCAUGUGCCUGUCUUUUGAAUUUUUAUCCUCCCAAAAUUUAGUGCUACGAAAGCUGCGUGCCGAGGUGUCCGAUGAAGUUUCCGGAAAUAAACUUCAUUCCGAAACUACAGAUGCUUGCAUGGGCCGAUUGUGAGCAGGAAAUUAUCAGGCUGACUUUGACUACCCAGAAAAAU